Rotaria sp. Silwood1 is the source of this 300-nucleotide messenger RNA. The record is from the annotation of a GenBank genome assembly. NCBI's taxonomy places the organism in Eukaryota, Metazoa, Rotifera, Eurotatoria, Philodinida, Philodinidae.
AUGAAAAUUCGUCAAAUAGAAGACGACGACGAAGAAGAAGAAAAUGCUCCAUUUAAUAAUUCAGAAGAUGAUGAUAAUGAUGAAAAGAUCGAAAAUGUUCGUCGAAAAUUUUCACCAUGUGAACCUUGUGGCUUGUUACGUCGUUCUUGUUGUUUUCCAAAUUUAUGUCAACAUCGAUCUGGUCAAAUAAGCCAAUGCCUCAAAAAAGCAAAAUCAAACAGUUUAUCAUCUUCGAAACGAUGUUUAUAUAAUGUGAAAUUUUUAUUUCAUAAUAAAAAUCGAGAAAAAUUUUAUAAUUAA